Molecule: messenger RNA, 2641 nt
Organism: Ricinus communis (castor bean)
Lineage: Eukaryota; Viridiplantae; Streptophyta; Magnoliopsida; Malpighiales; Euphorbiaceae
Product: putative pentatricopeptide repeat-containing protein At2g01510
Exons: 1
Coding region: 148-2607 (819 amino acids)
Biological process (GO): RNA modification
Molecular function (GO): RNA binding; protein binding; zinc ion binding
Source: RefSeq, a predicted model, not a curated record
AUAAUAUUUUGAAUAUAUCUCAUUUAUUUUUAAUUACUACUAAUUAAUGUAUGUAUCUUGAUGAGUGAAAUAUUAGAAGAGCUUUGAACCAAUUUUGACCUUUUAAAGAUGCAAGUGCGCGCUUAAUUAACGACCAUAACCGUUCAUAUGAAAUUACCACACAGACAAAUUCCAUUUAAAAAUCUUGCUUCUCUCUCGGCCUCUCAACCCCAAAACAAAUCCUAUCAUAAUGCCGGAAUCUUUAUCGAUGCCCGAAUCGUCAAAACGGGUUUCAACCCAAUUACUUCUCGCUCCAAUUACCAGGUCAAAAGCCUUCUUCAAAGAGGCCAAUUAUCCGAAGCACGCGACCUGUUCGAUCAAAUGCCUCACAAAAAUACAGUCUCAGUAAAUAUGAUGAUUUUGGGUUACGUUAAAGAGCGUAAUCUUUCUAUCGCUAGGGAGCUUUUUGAUAGCAUGGUUGAUCGUACUGCUGUUACUUGGACAAUUUUGAUUGGUGGGUAUUGUCAGUUUGAUCAAUUUAGUGAAGCUUUCAAGCUUUUCUCUAAUAUGAUUAGGGAUGGUAAGAAGCCUGAUUAUGUAACAUUUGCCACUCUAUUGUCGGGAUGUAAUGAUCCGGAAAUGACCAAAGAAUUAUUCCAAGUUCAUACGCAUGUUGUUAAACUGGGGCACGGUUCGGCUGUUAUUAUUUGCAAUUCACUGGUUGAUUCUUAUUGCAAAAUGCAUCGAUUAGAUUUAGCUCAUCGGAUAUUUAAGGAAAUGGUUGAAAGGGACUCUGUUACUUAUAAUGCAUUGAUAACAGGAUAUGGAAAAGAAGGAUUGAAUGAAGAUGCGAUAAGGCUUUUCACCGAGAUGCAAAAUUUGGGGUUUGAGCCUUCGGAUUUUACCUUUCAAGCAGUUCUAUGUGCUUGUAUUGGUUUAGAUGAUAUAAUAUUUGGGCAACAGAUUCAUGGUUAUGCAGUGAAGAUGGGUCUUGUCUGGAACGUGUUUGUGGGGAAUUCAUUGCUUGAUUUCUACUCAAAGCAUGAUUGUGUAAAUGAUGCCUGGAAACUUUUCAGUAAGAUGCCAGAGUUGGAUGGUGUUUCUUGUAAUGUGAUGAUCACUGCUUAUUCAUGGAUCGGACAGUACCGAGAAUCUAUUGAUCUUUUCCGCGAGCUGCAGUUCACAAAAUUUGAAAGGAGGAAUUUUCCUUUCGCGACCAUGUUGAGUAUCGCAGGGAAUACUCUAGACUUGCAAAUGGGUCAGCAACUUCAUUCCCAUGCCAUUGUGACUGGUGCUGAUUUAGAAGUUCUGGUAGCAAAUUCUUUAGUUGACAUGUAUGCUAAGUGUGGAAGAUCUGAGUAUGCUGAAAGGAUAUUUGUGAAACUGAGCAGUAAAAGCACAGUUCCCUGGACAGCCUUGAUCUCUGCUAAUGUUCAGAAAGGACUUCUUGAAGAAGGUCUAAAACUGUUCAAUGAGAUGCGGAGAACCAAUGUAAGUGCUGAUCAAGCUACUUUUGCCAGUGUCUUGAAAGCCUCUGCAAAUUUGGCUUCAAUAUCAUUGGGGAAACAGCUACACUCUUACUUAAUUAGAUCAGGUUUUUGGUCAAAUGUAUAUUCUGGAAGUGCACUCGUGGACAUGUAUGCAAAAUGCGGGUCUGUAAAAGAGGCAAUUAGAACUUUUAAGGAGAUGCCGGGAAGGAAUGUAAUCUCUUGGAAUGCAUUAAUCUCAGCUUAUGCUCAAAAUGGGGAUGGUGAAGCCACUCUUAAAUCAUUUGAAGAAAUGGUUCUGUCAGGUUAUCAACCAGAUUCAGUAAGCUUCCUUUCCGUUUUAUCAGCUUGCAGCCAUUGUGGACUAGUUGAAGAAGGAUUGCAAUACUUCAGUUCCAUGACUAAAGUCUACAAACUUGUUCCAAAGAGAGAACACUAUGCGUGUGUGGUUGAUAUGCUGUGUAGAAGUGGACGUUUUGACAAGGCAGAGAAGUUGAUAGCUGAAAUGCCUUUUGAACCCGAUGAGAUAAUUUGGUCAUCAGUAUUGAACUCCUGUAGGAUUCAUAAGAACCAUGAUUUGGCAAAACGAGCAGCAAACCAACUCUUCAAUAUGGAUGUGCUUAGAAAUGCUGCCCCAUAUGUCACCAUGUCCAAUAUCCUUGCCGCAGCAGGUCAGUGGGACACUGUUGGGAAGAUAAAGAAGGCCAUGAGAGAGCGCGGACUCAAGAAACUUCCAGCUUACAGUUGGGUUGAAAUUAAACACAAGGUUCAUGUAUUUUCAGCAAACGAUAAGCAGCACCCACGAAUGAAGGAAAUCUUACAGAAAAUCGCUAGGUUAUCAGAACAUAUGGAAAAGGAAGGAUAUGUGCCUGAUGCAAGUUGUACUCUUCACAAUGUAGAGGAAGACCUCAAAAUCGAGUCAUUAAAGUAUCACAGUGAACGCUUAGCAAUAGCUUUUGCACUGAUAAGCACACCAGAGGGAUCACCAAUAUUGGUGAUGAAGAACUUAAGAGCCUGUACAGACUGCCAUGCUGCAAUCAAGGUUAUAUCAAAAAUAGCUAGAAGAGAAAUUACCGUUAGAGAUUCAAGCAGGUUUCACCAUUUCAGAGAUGGAUUCUGCUCCUGUAAGGAUUACUGGUAAAGCUUAAAAGACUAAAGCAAAUUGUUUUUCUCUA